Emericellopsis cladophorae is the source of this 492-nucleotide messenger RNA. RefSeq lists its product as uncharacterized. The transcript is spliced from 3 exons. The coding region runs from base 1 to 492 and encodes 163 amino acids. The record is from RefSeq and is a predicted model, not a curated record. NCBI's taxonomy places the organism in Eukaryota, Fungi, Ascomycota, Sordariomycetes, Hypocreales, Bionectriaceae.
AUGUCCGCCAACGGCAAGGACAACAAGAAGUGGGAUGAUUCCGCCGAGAAGGACCUUGCCAUGGCUAUCAUUCUGAGCCAGAAUGACGGCAAGAUCAAGGCGGACUGGAACAAAGCCCACGAGUCCAUGAGCGACUGGGGCUAUAGCUUCACCAAGGACGCCAUGAACCAACACUGGUCCAAGAGGGUCUUAAAGUCCUUCAAGGAGCGACACAGCAUGCCCACCGACGCGAAAAAAUUCACCCCGGUCAAAAACACCGCUCCAGCCACUCCUCAGAAGAGCACGGGCAAGGGUUCUGCGAAGAAGACGAAGAAGGUCAGGGCCGAAGAGGAGGCAAUGGGUGACGAGACGCCUAGCAAGAAGCGCAAGCGACAGGCCAAGGUUGAGGAGCCCAAGACCGAGGACUCCGGAGACACUGAUGAAGCGGAGGAGCUUGCAUCGGGCACGGACGGUGCCAAGUUUAAGGAGUGGCUCAAUGGUUUCACAGCCUAG